AUGUCUUGGGCAGACGACAUCGACGACGAUGUCGCCGGUGACGCCCCCAAGGUCGAAGAGCGUGAGGAGCCCAAUGGGAUUCGCGUCACAGUCGAGUACCGUACGAAUCCCGAAGGCAAGCGCGUCAAGGUCACCCGCCGUGUGCGCCGCACCACCGUCAAGACGACAGUCAACGCCGCCGAGGCGGAGCGUAAGCAGAAGUGGGUCAAGUUUGGCGCCGAGAAGAACCGUGCUGCUGGCCCUCAUUCCUCCACCACCACGGUGGGUGAGAAUGUGCAACUCAAGCUCCAAGCUUCGCGCGGCGACGGGGCGGCAAAGGAGGAGGAGAAGGACGAAAUGGAGAGCAUGAGGCAGCAGCUGGCCAACAAGGCUAUCAGCUGUCGUUUGUGCAAGGGCGGGCAUUUCACUUCCAAGUGCCCCUACAGGGACACGCUGGAGACGAUCCCUGGUGCCGAGGGAGGACCGGAGGAGGGGAACCUUACGGCUGCGGCAGUGGACCCUUCCAACCCUGCAGUCGCGGCUGCUGGCCUCGCUGGACCAUCAAGUGGAGCAGGAGCAGGUGGAGCAGGCGGCAAGUACGUCCCACCCUCAAUGCGUGCCGGAGCCAACCGCACAGGAGAGCGAAUGGGCGGCCCCCCUGGUGGCGGUCUCUCCCGCGACGAUCUCCCCACACUUCGUGUCACCAACCUCAGCGAAGAUGCGGACGAUGAGGACCUGCGCAUGCUCUUCUCGCGAUUCGGGCGGGUCAUUCGUGUCUACGUGGGCAGGGACAGAGAGACGGGCGCGUGCAAGGGCUUCGCCUUUGUAUCGUUUGAGAGUAGGGAAGAUGCCGAUCGUGCCAGGCAGAGGGUCGAUGGCAAGGGCUACGACAACUUGAUCUUGAGCGUCAACUGGAGUAUCCCGAAGGGGGAGAGGCCUGAGGGAGGACAGAGGCCAUAG
This is a messenger RNA of Jaminaea rosea, 939 nucleotides long. RefSeq names its product translation initiation factor 3, RNA-binding subunit. The coding region runs from base 1 to 939 and encodes 312 amino acids. The transcript is spliced from 2 exons. Lineage: Eukaryota; Fungi; Basidiomycota; Exobasidiomycetes; Microstromatales. The record is from RefSeq and is a predicted model, not a curated record. Gene Ontology annotation, molecular function: translation initiation factor activity; RNA binding. Gene Ontology annotation, cellular component: cytoplasm; eukaryotic translation initiation factor 3 complex.